CGUCAGCAAUGGCCUGUCCACGCACGUAUCCCGCCAUGACAAUCUCAUACGACCCAUACUCUUACUACUGUCCGCCGACUGGCGACGAUGAUCGCUUCCUUCACAUCUCCCGCGGCGCUGCUCGCCCUGCAUCCAGCUGCGACCCCCGCCGCGCAUCCAUCUGGUCGACAUCCUCUAUCUGCUCUGAUGGCUCCUCUCUCGACCUCGAUGACCGCGCACAUGACUUUGACGACGACGACGACCUGCUCGUAACCCCCAUCUCACCCGCAGAGUCCAGCUCAAGUCGGACGUCAUGGUCGUCCAUGGCCUCGUCAUCCUCCAGCACUAGCCGCUGCAGUGCGACUGCUCAGGAGCCUUCCGAGCGCUUCAGACGGACAAGCUCCGGUAAGCCUCGAGGUCCGCGCCCGCUGCCGGCACUACCCACCAGCCAACCUUCCUCACCCUGCUCCAUGCCCUCCUCCCUGCCGACGACCCUGCCAGUAAAGGUCACACCUCCGCUCCGUCUCAGUCUCAAGUUUGUUGCCCCUCCCCCUUCGUAUGAAGAAGCGAUAAGCGCUGGCGCACAAACACCAGUAUCAACGUCUUCACAGGAGUCGGAACGGUUACGGCGACCAGCGAGCUAUCCAGGACCGUUUCCGUUCGAUGCAGAAACAGAAAUCGAUGCUUCACCUGCAGAAUUUCUGACUUCGCCUACGGAAGAGACAAUCAUUGAUUGGGAGCGCAUAGAGGAAGGCGGGACACGUUUCGAAUCGGUCGCUCGGACAUCCCGAAGCUACUCCAAAAAGCUGUUUCAUACUCUUAUCGGACGCGCUCGCAUUGUCGCGCACUCGAUUAUUCCGACGUGUUUAAACCAAAAAGGAGACUUAUUGCGCAUGCCAAACGCAUCGACACCCGAGGCAUUCUAUGCGCCGUCGCUUGUUCGCGUUGGGAUACGUCAAUGGCGGUCAGAAUUCAUUGGCUUGGUCUGUGAUUGGCCAACACCGUCUCCUUCCCGACAUCAACGAUCUACUGGUGUAUUUCACACGCCAGACACAUGCAACACGACGAUUGUUGCCAACGAACGUAGGAUGCCGUCGACGGCACAUUCGAGCUUAUUCCGACGGUUCAUCACAUCUCAAUCUCAACCUUUUCCGUUCGCCGCUGAGGCACCUUCCAUGGAACUCCUUUUGAUUUCUUUCUCAUCCAAAAUUAUCAGUUCAUGA
Molecule: messenger RNA, 1202 nt
Organism: Fomitiporia mediterranea MF3/22
Lineage: Eukaryota; Fungi; Basidiomycota; Agaricomycetes; Hymenochaetales; Hymenochaetaceae
Exons: 3
Coding region: 9-1202 (397 amino acids)
Source: RefSeq, a predicted model, not a curated record